AUGAGUUACUAUGAAGCAAUGUUCAAAUUAUAUGCACAACCCUGCAAUUUGGAUUUCUUAGCAUCUCUGAGAGGUAGAGUUACAACAGAGAUGAAUGAGGAGCUUACCAAAGCCUUUACUGAUGUUGAAUUGGAGGAAUGUAUCUUUAGCAGCUCAACAUCAACUGUUUUCUUCUUGGGCAUUCAACAAUACCAGAACUAUGACAAAUACUUAAGCCUUCCACCUAUGAUUGGGAAAGAUAAAAAGAGGGCUUUUUCAGAUAUAAAGCACAAAUUCUGGUCAAAGCUUCAGCAAUGGAAGGGUAAACUUUUAUCCCAAGGGGGAAAAGAAACUCUGAUUAAGGCAGUUGCACUAGCAAUUCCUACUUAUGCUAUGUCCUGCUUCAAGUUACCUCUUACCCUUUGCAAUGAACUAGAACAAAUGAUGGCCAAAUUCUGGUGGAGAUGGAGAAUUGGGAAUGGGAUGACAGUAAGAAUAUGGGAAGAUUAUUGGAUCCCUGGUUUCAAUAAUCUGCAACAAUUAGGAGGUACAGGUAGAGCUAAUGACCAGGGAGUUGAGGAACUAAUUGACCUUUCUACUGGCUGGUGGGAUGUGCAAAAAGUAAGAAGAAUGUUGCCUCACGAUCCUGCAGAUGCAGUCCUAAAAAUCAUCCUAAGUGCAACUAAUCAUGAGGACAAGUUAAUAUGGGACAAGGAAAGGAAUGGUUGCUUUAGUGUGAGAAGUGCAUACAAAUGUUUCAGAAAUCAAGCUAUAGCAACAUCAGAGGGUGAAAGCUCCCUCAAUAGUACGAAUAAGAAACUAUGGAAACAAAUUUGGAGAAUGAAGCUUGGGCAUGCUGGUAUAGAAGGAAUCAAUGUAUUUUUGAAGAGAAACAACUCACCCUUGAGGAAGCCAUCAGCUCAACUCUCUUUGCAUUGGACUUACAAAGCUACUAAAGCCCUUGACAUCAGCAGAGCAAGGAGAAUCUCCCAAUGGCAACCUCCUCCACAAGGUUCAAUAAAACUCAAUGUAGAUGGGGCUGUGUUUCAUGCUGAAAGUAAAGCCAAAGUUGGACUCAUUGCUCGAGAUUGGGAAGGCAAAGUGUUAAUGGCAGUAAGCCAAAAAGAAGAGGCUGUUAUGGAGCCUCUAGAGAUUGAACUUCUAGCAUUACUAAGAGGUCUGCAAUUCAGCAUUCCCCUUGGCCUCCAGUCUUUGUGCAUAGAAACCGACUCUUUGCUGCUGGUCAAAGCUCUACCUUCGAAUGCCAGUUAUGGUAAUGUAAUAACGGAUAUCCAAGAGCUCAAGUGUAGAUUUCUAAACUGUUCCAUUAAUCAUAUCAAUAGAGAAGCAAAUCAGGCUGCUCACAAACUAGCUAGAUUUUCCAGAAAUGUUUCAAACACUACUGUAUGGUGGGAAUCUGUUCCCAACUGUGUUCAACCAGUCCUAUGGACUGAUUUUCAUUUGUAA
This is a messenger RNA of Juglans regia (Persian walnut), 1446 nucleotides long. RefSeq lists its product as uncharacterized. Gene Ontology annotation, molecular function: RNA-DNA hybrid ribonuclease activity; nucleic acid binding. The transcript has 4 exons. The record is from RefSeq and is a predicted model, not a curated record. Bases 1 to 1446 code for a protein of 481 amino acids. Lineage: Eukaryota; Viridiplantae; Streptophyta; Magnoliopsida; Fagales; Juglandaceae.